Otolemur garnettii (small-eared galago) is the source of this 3441-nucleotide messenger RNA. It is a transcript of the gene BAP1, whose product is annotated as BRCA1 associated protein 1. Gene Ontology annotation, cellular component: cytoplasm. The transcript has 16 exons. Gene Ontology annotation, biological process: protein deubiquitination; ubiquitin-dependent protein catabolic process. NCBI's taxonomy places the organism in Eukaryota, Metazoa, Chordata, Mammalia, Primates, Galagidae. Bases 235 to 2178 code for a protein of 647 amino acids. Gene Ontology annotation, molecular function: cysteine-type deubiquitinase activity. The record is from RefSeq and is a predicted model, not a curated record.
GACCAUUACUCCUUCCUCUUGUCGCCCCACCCAGGCCUCUUCACCCUCCUGGUGGAAGAUUUUGGUGUCAAAGGGGUGCAGGUGGAGGAGAUCUAUGACCUUCAGAGCAAAUGCCAGGGCCCUGUAUAUGGAUUCAUCUUCUUGUUCAAAUGGAUCGAAGAGCGCCGGUCCCGUCGCAAGGUCUCUACCUUGGUGGAUGAUACAUCUGUGAUUGAUGAUGAUAUUGUGAAUAACAUGUUCUUUGCUCACCAGCUGAUACCCAACUCUUGUGCCACUCAUGCCUUGCUGAGUGUGCUCUUGAACUGCAGCAGUGUGGACCUGGGGCCCACCCUGAGUCGCAUGAAGGACUUCACCAAAGGCUUCAGCCCUGAGAGCAAAGGAUAUGCAAUUGGUAAUGCCCCGGAGUUGGCCAAGGCACAUAAUAGCCAUGCCAGGCCUGAGCCACGCCACCUUCCUGAAAAGCAGAAUGGCCUUAGUGCAGUGCGGACCAUGGAGGCAUUCCACUUUGUCAGCUAUGUGCCUAUCACAGGCCGGCUCUUUGAGCUGGAUGGGCUGAAGGUCUACCCCAUUGACCAUGGACCCUGGGGGGAGGAUGAGGAGUGGACAGACAAGGCCCGACGAGUCAUCAUGGAGCGUAUUGGACUUGCCACUGCAGGGGAGCCCUACCACGACAUUCGCUUCAACCUGAUGGCAGUAGUACCCGACCGCAGGAUCAAGUAUGAAGCCAGGUUGCAUGUGCUGAAGGUGAACCGUCAGACAGUACUGGAGGCCCUGCAGCAGCUGAUUAGGGUAACACAGCCAGAGCUGAUUCAGACCCACAAGUCUCAAGAGUCACAGCUGCCUGAGGAGUCCAAGUCCAGCACCAAGUCCCCCCUCGUGUUGGAGACAAGCAGGGCCCCAGUGGCCUCUGAGAGCACCCAUACAGAUGGUGCAGAGGAAGUGGCUGGUUCAUGCUCACAAGCCCCGACCCAUAGCCCUCCCAGCAAACCCAAGCUGGUGGUGAAGCCUCCUGGAAGCAGCCUGAAUGGGGUUCCUCCUACUCCCACCCCCAUUGUCCAGUGGCUGCCAGCCUUUCUAGACAAUCACAACUAUGCCAAGUCCCCCAUGCAGGAGGAGGAAGAUCUGGCAGCAGGUGUGGGUCGCAGCCGAGUUCCAGUCCGCCCACCCCAGCAAUACUCAGAUGAUGAAGAUGACUAUGAAGAUGACGAGGAGGAUGAUGUUCAGAACACCAAUUCUGCCAUCAGGUACAAGCGGAAGGGGACUGGGAAGCCAGGGUCAUUGAGUGGUUCCGCAGAUGGGCAGCUAUCAGUUUUGCAGCCCAACACGAUCAACGUCUUGGCUGAGAAGCUCAAAGAGUCCCAGAAAGACCUUUCAAUUCCUUUGUCCAUCAAGACUAGCAGUGGGGCUGGGAGUCCAGCUGUGGCAGUGCCCACGCACUCACAGCCCUCACCCACUCCCAGCAAUGAGAGCACAGACACGGCCUCUGAGAUUGGCAGUGCUUUCAACUCGCCACUGCGCUCACCUAUUCGCUCGGCCAACCCAACACGACCCUCCAGCCCUGUCACCUCCCACAUCUCCAAGGUGCUUUUUGGAGAGGAUGACAGCCUGCUGCGAGUUGACUGCAUACGCUACAACCGUGCUGUCCGUGACUUGGGUCCUGUCAUCAGCACAGGCCUACUGCACCUGGCUGAGGAUGGGGUACUGAGUCCCCUGGCGCUGACAGAGGGUGGGAAGGGUUCUUCACCCUCCAUCAGACCAAGCCAAGGCAACCAGGGAUCCAGCAGUCCAGUGGAGGUGGUGGAAGCCACCGAUAGCAGAGAGAAGACUGGGCUGGUCAAGUCCGGCGAGCCCUUGAGUGGGGAGAAGUACUCACCCAAGGAGCUGCUGGCACUGCUGAAGUGUGUGGAGGCUGAAAUUGCAAACUAUGAGGCCUGCCUCAAGGAAGAGGUGGAAAAGAGGAAGAAGUUCAAGAUAGAUGAUCAGAGAAGGACCCACAACUAUGAUGAGUUCAUCUGCACCUUCAUCUCCAUGCUGGCUCAGGAAGGCAUGCUGGCCAACCUGGUGGAACAGAACAUCUCGGUGCGGCGGCGCCAAGGGGUCAGCAUUGGGCGGCUCCACAAGCAGCGGAAGCCUGACCGGCGGAAACGUUCUCGCCCCUACAAGGCCAAGCGCCAGUGAGGACUGCUGGCUUUGACUCUGCAGCCCAUUCUUGCCGUGUGACUCUCACCAGGGCCUUCUCCCUGGUCUACUCCCCCUUUUCCCAGUAUUACUGAAUAUUUCCAGCCAGAGAGUCUAGGACCUGGGAAUGGGAGCCAGUCACAUUCCCUACAUCGUGCCCUGGGGCCUGGCAGGGGCAGGUCAGCCUGUAGUGCUGAGGAGGCAGCAGCUAGACCUGGAGCAUAGUGAGGUACUAUGGCUUCUUCCAUAGCUGGCUGUGUAGUGGCAGGACCUGGCCCUUCUGUGUGGGCAGCAGAAUAUAUAUUUUACUUAUCAGAGACACCUAUUUUUCUGGGCUCCAACCCAUUUUGCACCAUGUUGACAUAGCCAGCUUUCUGACACUGCUUUCUAUCCUAGCAGCUAUCAUGCUGAUGGGCCCACGUCCCUACAUCAUGCCAGGGUUAGAACAUUGGAGUCGCAGCUGAGGGCCUGAGUGGGCAUCAGGCCCUGCUACUCUAGUCUCUGCCGCCAGCCUGUCCCUGUCAUGAGGAAGCUAGGCCUACUCUCUUUAUUCCCUUUGGGAGAGUGCCAAACUCAGGGACCUGACUGCUGGGCUGGAUUGGAAGUGGGGUAUCCCGGAAGGGAUGAUAUUAGUAAAUUGGUGGUUCCCCUGGCCUGGGCAGAGAGAAGUGUUUGAACGAACUGUUAGGUGGCCUGAAAACUGUCCUAGUUCUAGCCAGUCUUGUUGCAACUGUCCUCUACAGCAGGGUUCUGGGGCUCUUUGCCUUCAGUGUUGUGGCCCUAGCUAUGGGCCUCCUUUUGGCUCCUAGUCUCGGAUCCUGGAGCUUGAGGCUCAGAGGAGCCUCUGCCCAGCCCCUCAGUAUUACCGAGUCUCUCUCUUAGGGGUAGCGGAGACAGGGCUGCUUGCGGGAAGCCAGCACCACUCAGCCCUCCCUGCUAUGCCAGCUUCCUCAGCUUCUAUAAGGCACUCAGGGUGGGGUACAACAGGAUCAAGACAACUGAUUGGAGCCUCUGCAUUCCCAGAGGUCCUGAUGCCAAGGGGUAAUGGGCCUAACACUGCCUCUGGAGCUCAGGCCCCAAAUUUUGCCCCAUGGCCUCUGCCAGGUGGCCUUGAAGGUGAUCCAAGCAAGCCCCUUAUCUGUACAUAGUGACUGGGAGGCUUACAGAUGUGGCAGCUGCCUCUCUAGGCUGAGCAUAACCUGACCCCUCCAACCCCUGUAAAUAUUGGAUUAAUGAAUGAAUAAAAUUCUCCUAAAAAAUGAA